Messenger RNA from Strongylus vulgaris, 360 nucleotides. The record is from the annotation of a GenBank genome assembly. Lineage: Eukaryota; Metazoa; Nematoda; Chromadorea; Rhabditida; Strongylidae.
AUGGCACGAAAGGAGGUUCUGAAAGGAGAAGAAGGCAAACCUCUGCUGAAGGAGAUGAAGAAAGGCAACGAGAAGGCAGCUGGGGCCGGAGCAGGGAAAACAGAAAAACAUGUGAAGAUUGUGGUUGAUGAAGACGCUGUGAAGAAGGCGGCACAAGCUGAGAAGAAGGAGCAAAAAGUUUCUGCUGCACAAAAGAUAGCGCAGGACACCCCGAAUGCUUUCGAAGCACCAUCACAAAGCACACAGUCAUUGACGCCUGAAGGAAAAGAGCUAUAUUCUCCCGAUCAAAUUAAAGUACUGCACAUCAGUGACAUAAUGGAUGAUACAAACUCCUUGUCAGUUAGAAAAGCACAGCCGUAA